Molecule: messenger RNA, 2640 nt
Organism: Adelges cooleyi (spruce gall adelgid)
Lineage: Eukaryota; Metazoa; Arthropoda; Insecta; Hemiptera; Adelgidae
Product: zinc finger protein on ecdysone puffs-like
Exons: 10
Coding region: 226-2358 (710 amino acids)
Cellular component (GO): nucleus
Molecular function (GO): nucleic acid binding; zinc ion binding
Source: RefSeq, a predicted model, not a curated record
CCACCGUCGUAAACAAACCGACGCCACUCGCCGUGGUCCGUGACCGUAAUCUGUAGUUCGCGUUGUGUAGCGCACGACAAUAUUAUACACGCUUGACGCCAUCUUUUUCGCUCGCGUCCAACGUUCGUCAGCAUAAUAUUAUUUUACACCCGGGAAAUCCGAACUUUUCUCGGCAUCCGAUUUUUGAUAUCCAUUGGUUUUAGUUUUUAUAACAGAGUCUUCGAAAUGGCCUACAAUCGUCGUAGCGGUGGCGGUGGCGGAGGCGGCGGCGGUGGCUAUGGAGGCGGCGGCGGCGGAGGAGGCGGUGGCUAUGGAGGCGGCGGCGGAGGAGGCGGCUACGGCGGAUACGGUGGCGGAGCCGGUCGGUUCAACAGCGGAGGAGGUGCCGGCGGCGGAUAUCACCGGCCUGGAGUGAACCCUUGGCAAUCUGGAGGUGGAGGCGGCGGCGGCGGCGGCCCUGCCGUAGGGGCUCGUCAAGGACCACAGCAACAGCAGUACUCGAUGGCCAGCAAUCUGCUUAAAAUCCUAAACAAUUCCCCGUCGUCGGGCCCUGGCGGAAUGGGCGGAGGUUACGGAAACAGAGGAAACUGGGGUGCCGCGUCUGGACCGUCGCCGCAGAGAAUGAUGGGCUCUUCAAUGCGUAGUCCGGCCGGAGGCUAUAACAAGCGAUCCCAAGGAAGAUACUCUGGUGGCGCUCGUAAAUCUGGUAAGGACGCCGAUAAGCGUAAAUCUGCCGGAGGAGGACCCAAACCCAACAACGAAAACAGCAAUGCAAACAACAAGAAAGGGAACGAACGGACCAAAGAACAAAUGGAAGCCGAUAAGCGAGAAUCCUACUCGGGUGUCCCCAGUGCAGUGUUGUACUGUCAUGUAUGUUCAAAACAUAUGUGGGAUUCUGAAUCGUUUGAGAAACACGUUCGAGGCAGACCUCAUGAACUUAUGAUUACUUAUUUGGACGAGGCGUACAAAAUGAAAGUCGACUUGAUGCGCCAUCAAAUCAAGGCCGUUGAGAAUCAAAGAGAAAUCGAUUUGGAACGUGUAACAAACCAUACUAAAAAAAUUGGUGGCAAAGCUGGCGGUAACAAACCGCUUUUGAGAAGUUACUGCCCAAUGUGCGAUGUCCGUUUUUACGGUCCAUUAACUGGCCACAGAAAAAGUGACCGUCACAGAAGAUUGAAGCAGUUUUUACAUCCGGAAUGUAAGCUGUGCAAUGCUCUGUUCCACACACGUUUGGAGAUGGACGAGCAUAAACUCACGGCUGGACAUUUGAAAAAAGUUGCCAAAUUUAGAACUGACGAAUAUCCGGAAUUGAAAAAUGAUGAGUUCGAUUUAAUUGAUAUGAUCAAAAUUGAAGUCGAAGACCAAUUGGACGAUCAAGACCAGAUGCCCGUGGCUAAGAAGUAUGAAAUGCUCGGCGAUCGAGACGCCGUCAAGGUGAAAUUGGAAAUGGAAGGAGGAACGGGCAAAGAAACCAAAAACAAACCGGCACAAGAGAAAGUCGAGGAAGAAAAAGAAAAGAAAGAAGAAACCGAAGCGGCCGCGACCGAAGAAGAAACCGUCGCCGUCAACGAGGAAUCGGCCGCUCCCAGUUUGGAAAAAGAAGAAGACGAAGCUGCUGCAGCCGACGAAAACAAAGCAGAUCCAUCGGACUUGGUGGCCGGCUACGAUCCGAACGUGGCAAUAGGCAAAGAAUUAUUGGUGCCGUCUACCGGUUACGUUUGCCGACUGUGCACGUGCUACCUGCGAGACUUGAACGGAGUGGCUUUGCACUGUCAAACGGCCGCGCACUACAUAAACUACACGACAAUGACCAAAAUGAAAGACGCUACGUUGAGUGGAAAAAAACGGGGAAUCGAUCAAGUGAAAGACGAAGGUCAGAACCAAGAAGGCAUAGAGGAGGUGAAAGCGGACGAAGAAAAUGGAGAAACCGACGAACGAGCUACUAAACGCAUCAAGUUGGAGACGGACGCUGCUGCCGCCGAGGAAGUAGAAAAAAUGGACACUUCUGUACCGGAAACCGAUGCUGCCGCCGAGGUCGCCGAGACGGUCAAAACUGAACCGGUCGCUGCGGUCGAAACUGACGAAACGGUCGCCGAAGCCAAAACCGAAAACGUCGUAGUAACGCCCAAGAUAGAAAUAAUUACGGACUCUCCAAAGCCGGCCGAAGAAAAAGAAGAAGAAGUACAAGAGCCCGAGAAGAUGGACGUCAAGACGGAAAAAGAACCCACUCCGGAGCCGGAACCCGUCCAAGAGCCGGAACCGGUGGUGCAUACGCCGCCGACUCCGACCAGAGGUCGUGGCAGUCGAGGGGGCGGCAGAGGCAGAGGCGUGGCACGCCGCGGUAGACCUUCGCGUUGAUAACGAUUUUUUUUUUCUCAUUAUAUCAAUUACAAACAUUGACAAAUUCUUGAUAAGAGUUGGCACCCAAGUUGUGGCGAUUAUCAAAUAAUAGAAUACAAGACAAUUUACAGUUAAUCUGAUUUUUUUUUUUUUUUUCAUAUAUACAUAUUUAGGGAUUUAAAUUUUUGACAUUUUUUUUUUUUUAUACUUUAUUAAUUAUGUAGACUAGACGUUAAGAAUUGACCAACGAUGAAUUAUACAUAUUGAGGUAUUAUUUCUUUACGUUGGUUUGUAACUUAG